AUGGAGAAAUGGGAGGGGGGGUCAGGUGUCUUUGCUGCUCGCUGCCAUGGGCUUUUAAGUGAAAAGCAAAAGUCCUUGUGGAUGGGGCCACGGCUGCACCCGCAGCCUCUCUUACACCACCUUGUCCCUCCCCAGGGAGGCCGGCGGGUGGUGGGCUCGUCCCGCGUUGGGGCUGCCCUGUCUAGACCAGAGCUGUCAGUCCCUCAAGGUCCUUUCAUUUUGGAGCUGGCAACUCUGAAGGCCCCUGUGAAGGAUGGAGACGAGUGUGAAACCACACACAGACUCGGGAGCCUGCGAACGGCGCGCAAACCCCCGGGAGCUGUGCAGUCUUUUAUGCUCCACAGGUUUUAUAGACAAAAACCCACAGGGGUCCCAUUCAGAGUGUCAGCAGCGCGGACGAGGGGCAGCUUGUCCCCGCCCGGGCCGCUGCAGGCAGGGGUCCGAGCCUCCCCGCGCCCGCGCCCGCGCCCGCCCCGCCGCGGGGACGCAGAGCCCUCACAGGGGGUCGCGAGCGCCGCGCCUGGGACGGGCCUCGAGGGCAGAGGGGCGCUCGAGCCCGAGCCGCCGUCCGGUGUGGUUCGGGGCCGGCCCCCCGUCGGCGCUCUCCCGGCUUGGGCUUGUUCCGGGGAGAGGGAAGCGGGCCGGGGCGCGGCUGCCCGGCCUCCUCCGCCCUGGGGGCCGGGGGUCCUGGUCUGUGGCCGGCACAGCGCAGGCGCCUUGGCGGUGAGGGCCGGGUCGGAAGCCGGCCGCACGUGUGCGACCCGCGGGCGCGAGGGCGGGCGGGCCGGCGGCCGGGAAAGCAGCGCGCGGCCACCUGCGGCCACCCCGCCGGAGCGCAGGCCGGCCCCGACCUGGCGAGCAGAGGAGGACCGCGCGCCCCGGCGCUGCGCGGCCCCGCCGCGGCCGUCCCCGCGCUCCCGACCCCGCGCUCCCGACCCCGCGCUCCCGACCCCGCGCUCGCGUCCCCGUCCCCGCGCUCCCGUCCCCGUCCCCGCGCUCCCGACCCCGCCCCCGCGCUCCCGUCUCCGUCCCCGCGCUCCCGUCCCCGCGCUCCCGUCGCCGUCCCCGCGCUCCCCGUCCCCGCGCUCCCGUCGCCGUCCCCGCGCUCCGGUCCCCGCGCUCGCGUCCCCCGUCCCCGCGCUCGCGUCCCCCGUCCCCGCGCUCCCGACCCCCCCCCCCCCCCCCCCCGCGCUCGCGUCCCCGUCCCCGCGCUCCCGCCCCUGCUCCUGUCCACGUGCCGGCUCCGGAGGCCUCGAGGCCGGGGUACAUCCUUCCUGA
Molecule: messenger RNA, 1278 nt
Organism: Perognathus longimembris pacificus (Pacific pocket mouse)
Lineage: Eukaryota; Metazoa; Chordata; Mammalia; Rodentia; Heteromyidae
Product: basic proline-rich protein-like
Exons: 3
Coding region: 1-1278 (425 amino acids)
Source: RefSeq, a predicted model, not a curated record